CCCAAUUUCAGUGUGUUAGACAAAGGCAAAGUUCAUUGCAGCAAAACGAGAUUUCUUCGUUAAGCAGAAUUUUCCAAAAUACAAAUUAAACAGAAAAAUUUAUUAGAAAUGCACGCCAGAUUCGCGGAUCCUGAGCCCGCCUCACCAGACAGUGUGGACAAAAUCGAGACGGAAACAUUGGAGUCACGCAUUGAGGACUUCAAACAGAAUCCCAACAACAUGACCGUCCUGCACGAGUUCAUCGAUGAGGUAGUCCAGCAUGCUGAAACCGAGGCCAAUAAACGUGCGCUUGAGGCACAAAAAUCGCAACAGGGCAAGGAGAAACGACAGAGUUUCGCCAUACCAGAUUUUAAGAACGGUAAGGUUGUCAAUCGUGCCCGUGGCUUUGUGGUCCGCAUCUUCGAUGCCAUCUGCAACUGUGCCAACAACAAUGCAGCUGCAGCCACGACGCGUUUCAAGUUGCGCAGCAAUGGCACCGGAGGAGGCGGUGGAGCUGGUGGUGGUAAACGUCAGCAAUCCCAGGAUGAGCAGGAAACGUUGGCGCUCAGCAAGAAAAAGCCAUCGGCGGAGGGCAAGAAGAAAGCCAAAGGCGUCACCAUGGCCGACAAUGUCGAGGCAGGCGUCCGACUGAUGGACUAAGGAGAGAGAAGAACUUCCCCCACACUCUCCAAAUGUGAAGCUCAGCAAAGGAGUCGUUACAUAAUCAAAUCAUUAAUCUGUAAGAAGCAUGCAAAACAUUCAAUAUCCUGGCAGAGUGAAGACUACUUAUAAUGAUUCAUAUUUGACUUGUUCUAACUGUCGCUGUCAAGUCAAAGUUUUUAGAGACGCAACAUCUAAAUAUUUUUUAUUUUUAAUUUCUUCAAUUUAUUAUAUAUAUAUGACUACAGCUAUAGAAAAUUGCCCCCUUAGUCAGCUAAUUUUUAUACAAUUUUGUUUUUGAGCCAAGCUUUAUCAAAACCUAUAAACUUUGUAACAGAAAUUCAGAAGGAAAAACGAUCGCAUAUGAAUUUCUUCAUCGUUCUGAUCGCUCUGCUAGGAUAUGAAAAGUUCCAGGCAUUCUUUUAGCUAUAGAAAAGCAAAUGAAUGAAAACUUCGGUUGAUAAAUUUAUAUGCUGCCAGCUUCAAAAACUUAUUGAAGAUACAAAAACUCGGUAACAAAUCAAAAGUUCCAUAGAACCAAACUCCAAUUUCACUGAGUAAAAACCUCCCCAAGAACUUUCCUACGCUUAACUCUACUUGAAUUUUCUUCGUUGCUCAAAUCUAAAGAGAACAAAGCACAAAUUGUAGGUCUUCCCCUGGAUUAUGAAUAAAAAGCUUUAACGGCACCAGAACUGUCCCGAAAACUACAUAUGAUUAUAUGCAUGUCUAAAUUGAAAUAUCGGCAUUACUUUAUGAUUUCAUAAACCUAAAUGUGAUCCCAAAAUGUAUGAUAACAAAAAUUGAGAAUAUGGAUGACUCAAAAUGCAGUCCAAAGAGCACAAUAUUAUAUAUCUUUAGGUUAGCAAUUAUCUAAGAAAGAAAGCAACAAAUUGUGAAAGAUCUCAUUUCACAUACAACUAUCAUAAAAAAAACAAACAACCUUCACGCACAACACAAUCAAUUUGAAACUGAACAGAGUCGAAACAUCCCACAAAAGGCCUGUAAAACUCCACCUAAUUAUAACUGUACGGUUAAAAAAAAAUUAAAAAAUAAAACGCAACAUUCGAGU
This is a messenger RNA of Drosophila albomicans, 1708 nucleotides long. RefSeq lists its product as uncharacterized. The record is from RefSeq and is a predicted model, not a curated record. Lineage: Eukaryota; Metazoa; Arthropoda; Insecta; Diptera; Drosophilidae. Bases 109 to 639 code for a protein of 176 amino acids. The transcript is spliced from 3 exons.